AGUUUGUAUAACACCGUAGUGACUGAAUUGCAUUGCAGCUUCGAUGUAAUUUGGAAAUCGAAUAUUUUGUACGUGUACAGACACUCCCUUGACAAAAUUUGAAUUUAGUGCUGUUUCUGACUGAAGAAGACUUGGAAAUAGUAAUAAGUUAAUAGAUGAGUGCGAGUAAAACCCGUUUUAAUACAAAGAAUUCGCGAUUCAUGCAUUCUUCAUAGACGGUUUCAAAAUGGAGUAGAUGGUCAUUGGAUUUGUUGUUGUUCUGGAAGAAGAGACGGUGAGUGCCGGUUUGGGGACUGAUUUGCGAGGUGUUCUCGUCGGGGGGCGACGUCUUCUUCACCUGGGGACCAAGAGAAACAAGUGUUGCUGAUGUUUUUAUACAUAAAUCGGGGACUUUUCUGGAUGCUGCUGGAACUAUUUAUGACCUUUGUGCACCCAAAUAUCCACCGAUCGGUCUUUCAUAUACCGAAAUAAGUGAUGCGGUGGGGCGUCGAGUUAGCGGCCGGCCGCAGAAUGCAGUGGUCGGUGUCGUCGUCGUCGUCGUCGUUGUCGUCUUCAUGGUGGUGAAGGUGGUGGUCGCUGGGUCGGCGGUGGAUAAAGGGGCCAAAAUCGUGGCAGGCCUCUGGCUGCUGCUUUUGGCGGGGCUGUGGGGUCGCGUCUCCGGAGGCGUGCUUCUGGCGCAAUACCCGGGCCCCGCCGAUCCACCGAUGCACUUUUCCCAUUUGGCGAUCGACCACCAAACGAAGAAGAUUUUCGCCGCUGGUACAAACCGCCUUCUUCAACUUGACGCCGAUCUCAAGUUGGAAUAUUCAGUGGUGACCGGUCCGAAGAAUGACAGUCCGUCAUGUCACGCGGUUGGCUGUCACAAUCCCGAUAUACCUCUCACGUUGACUGAAAACUACAACAAGAUUCUUUUGAUCGAACCGGAAUCGAGGACUCUUAUAUCGUGCGGGUCUAUUUUUCAAGGUGCGUGCUACAAAUAUAAACUGAACAACAUUAGUGCGGAACCGGAGUUUAUUCCGCAAGCUGUAGCUGCGAACGAUGCGAAUGCUUCUACUUAUGCCUAUAUCGGACCUGAAAGUUAUAAUUUGUGGGGGCGAUCGAAUAUAAUGUACGUAGGGACCACCUUUACUAACAAUGGCGAGUUUCGACAUGACGUACCAGCCAUUGCUAGUAGGGAUUUGGACAAUUUAGCCAUCGCUGAAUACUCUUUCAACAAACAAUCGCAUGUUAGCAUUGAUGUCAAAUACAGAGAUCAUUUUAUUGUACAAUACGUUUACGGAUUUAAUGCUAGCGAUUACGCUUACUUUGUUAUUGUUCAAAAACAAUCGCAUCUUCCCGGUCAAGAAGAACAAGGUUACGUAUCGCGAUUAUCGAGGACUUGCAUAAACGAUGCUAAUUAUGACAGUUAUACUGAAGUUACACUGCAAUGUGUUGACGGUGAUCAAAAGUAUAAUCUUGUUCAAGAUGCUAAAAUUGCGACUGCAGGGGACGAAUUAGCCAACUCACUCGGAAUUACAGUUGGAACCCCAAUUUUGAUUGCUGUUUUUCGACCCGCGCGUGGAAUUACCAACGAACCCCAACCACACUCAGCCCUCUGUCUCUAUCCCUUGCGAGAUAUUGAAGCCAAAUUCAUUGAAAAUAUUCACAUGUGUUUUAACGGAAGCGUCAAAUAUAGGAAUAUGGGAUAUGUUUCGGGGCCUAUUUUAGAUGGUAAAUGCCCGAGUAGUGGAUCGGCUGGAAAUAUUCCGAAUUUUUGUGAAGUCGGUCUAAAACUUAGUGGAGUUACACCUAUAGUAACAAAUGCAGCACUUGUGUUUCCUAAUGUUUCUUUAUCGGCUGUUGCUACCGCAUCAACGGGAAGACAUGUAUUAGCGUUCCUUGGAACUACUGAUGGGAAAUUGAAAAAAGUACUUUUAUCAGGUCCUGUUCCUACAGAAUAUGAGGAAGUUGUUGUCGAUGAAGGUAACGCGAUAUUACCUGAUACGACCCUCUCGACUUCAGGAGAUUACCUCUAUGUCCUCUCAACAUCAAAGAUAUCAAAGAUUAACGUUGAGCACUGCAGCAGCUACAACAACUGUUCAGCUUGUUUAGAAUCAAAAGACCCUUAUUGCGGGUGGUGUUCACUAGAAAAGAAGUGCACUGUUCGAAGUGCAUGUCUGAAGGCCUCUCAUAGCCCUCCGCGUUGGUUAUCGUUGGGUACAGGGCAACAGUGUAUAGACUUUGAACAAGUUUUACCGGAACGAAUUCCGAUUAAUCAAAUGACUACCGUCCGUCUUACAAUAAAAACUCUUCCAGAACUUCCAUAUGGUGCUAAAUAUAAGUGUGUGUUUGGUUCCGCGGAACCUAUAGAUGCAGUCGUGACAGAAUUCGGACUCUCAUGUCCAACUCCUGAUGUCUCAAGACGUCCACAAAUUCCACCACAAAAAGACCACGUUCUCGUACCUCUCAGCGUUCGAUCGUCGGAAACAAACAAAGAUUUUGUAUCGAGAAAUUUUGCCUAUUACGACUGUUCGAGACACACGACGUGUAUGCAAUGUGUUAAGUCACAGUGGGCGUGCAAUUGGUGUGUCUAUGAAAAUAAGUGUACACACAAUACUUCAGUCUGUCAACGCAACAUCAUUAGCGGUGAAAAUAAUCCCAUACAUUUGGCAAAUCAUGGUUUCGAAUAUUGUCCACAAUUUCGAAGACGAGACGUCAUUUUAUUACCAACGAACGUACCGAAACAAAUGGUUUUCGAAGUUAAAAAUUUACCACAUCCUCAAGCUGCCCACUCCGGUUUUCAAUGUAUUAUAAUUAUUGAAGGUGCUACAAUGUUGGUGCCUGCUCGAGUAACAUACAAUAAUAGUAAUAAACAUGUUGUUUGUGAUAACACAACAUAUUCGUACGAAGCCAAUGAAGGGGAGUACGAAGCUAACGUGACAGUUGUUUGGAACAGAAAUCAUCACAUUGACUCAAUGACAGUCAAAUUAUAUAAAUGUGAUAUAUUGGGAUCGCAUCGCGAACACGCCGACUGUUCAUUAUGUGUCACUAGAAACUCGAAAUACCAAUGCACCUGGUGUGGAAACACUUGCACCUAUAGCGAAACUUGUAAACAAAUAGCACACAUCAAAUGCCCAAAACCUCGAAUAGACAUGAUAAAGCCACUGAGUGGUCCGAUAGAGGGCGGAACGUUGGUAACGAUUGAAGGUAGCAAUUUGGGUUUGAAGAAAGAAGACGUUCAAGGGAAGAUAAACAUAGGGGACGUCCCUUGUGAGCUUGUUAAUUACGAAGUUUCGGUGAAAAUUCAGUGUGUGACAGGUCCGUCAAAAGUCGAAAAGACGGCACCAAUAAUAGUAGGAAACUUGGCUGGUUUUACAAAAUCAUCGGUAGAGUUUAGUUAUAAAGAUAUUAAAUUAUUUGGGAUUGAUCCGACGAAAGGUCCGCUAUCUGGCGGUACUCAAUUAGCAAUUAGAGGACAAUAUCUUAAUAUUGGUUCAGAAAUAACUGCAUAUUUAGAUGAUUACGUUUGUCAAGUUAAUUUAACUCAAGCAUCGAGCGGACGUUUAACGUGUAUCACAUCACGAGCGCAUGAUCCGGUUAAUAUAGGAAAACUAAUUUUAAGUAUAGAUGGCGCGAUUCGUACUUUAGAAGGUAAUCCGUUUAAUUACACCCAAGAUCCGACGAUUAUGGAAAUUAAACCGCUGAAAAGUUUUGUGUCUGGAGGAAGAAUGAUAUUCGUUCAUGGCACUAAUUUGAGUAGCAUUCAAGCGCCAGAAAUGGAAGUUUACUCGGAUACCGAACCGUCGGUUCCUAUUAAUAAAACUUCAUGUACUGUCUUAAGUGCAACCCAGAUUGAAUGUCCGAGUCCUUCAGUCAAUCGACAGUUUCUUUUAGCUAGCACUAAGGUUAGAAGAAGAUCACUUAGACAACCGUCGGCUAUUAAAAUGCCAGAAGCACAGCUUGUAGUAAAAAUUGGUUUUAUAAUGGAUAAUGUACAGUCUGUUAAAAAUUUAGAUAAGCAUUUUCCUAACUUAAGAAGUCAGUUGUUAUACGUAGAAGAUCCGAAAUUUUUUAAAUUCCCAAAUCAGAUAAAGCUUUACAAGGGUGAUACUUUAGUAAUAGAAGGCGAAAACUUAAAUAUGGCUAGUGAUGAAACUGAUGUUGUUGUUACAAUAGGAACGAAACCGUGUAAUGUCACUGGACUAGCUAUGAGUCAACUUGUUUGCUCACCACCUGAAAUACAACCACUUGAUACAGAUGAGAAUGGAGUAAAGACUGAGACUAAUCUUCCUCUUGUCGUUGUUCGAGUGGGACGUAACUUGAGGUUUCCACUUGGUUAUCUACGUUACGACAUUUAUAAAAGUUUCGCUUUUCCUCCCGAAGCAAUAGCGAUGAUAGCAGCAGGAACAGUUCUAUUUGUGUUGUUUUUCUUUGCUGUUCUUUUCGUCUAUCGUCGUAAAUCUACUCAAGCAGAACGCGAAUAUAAACGUAUUCAAAUACAAAUGGAUACAUUAGAAAGUAAUGUAAGAUCGGAAUGUAAAUUAGCAUUUGCCGAACUUCAAACAGAUAUGACUGAUCUUACUGCUGAUUUGGAAAAUUCAGGAAUACCAACUCUAGACCACACUAGUUACAUCAUGAAGGUGUUUUUCCCAGGAGUCAGCAAUCACCCAAUUUUAAACGCACCUAAAGUACGAAUUAAUGCACCAAGAACUAAUUACGAUUCGGCAAUGUUACAAUUUGAACAACUUAUAAAUAAUAAACAUUUUGUGUUAGUUUUUAUCGAAAUUUUAGAAUCUCAAAAGUCGUUCAAUAUUCGUGACAAGGUCACAGUUGCAUCACUGUUGAUGGUUGUGUUAAUGGGUAAGAUGGAAUAUGCUACUGAUAUUUUAAAAAGUUUACUUUUGCGUCUUAUUGAUAAAUCUGUUAAUACAAAACAUCCACAACUUAUGUUACGACGAACUGAAAGCGUUGUUGAAAAAAUGUUAACCAACUGGAUGGCGUUAUGUAUGUACUAUUACUUAAAGGAAUAUGCCGGUUCUUCGUUAUUUUUGCUAUUCAAAGCGAUUAAACAUCAAAUUGAGAAAGGUUUAGUUGAUGCAAUCACUCACGAUGCUCGUUACUCGUUAUCCGAAGAGAGAUUAUUGCGAGAACAGGUGGAACACAGUGUUGUGACAUUACAUAUUUUGCAAGAUGAUUUAGAUGAAAAAAUUCAGUGUAAAGUGUUGGACUGUGAUACAAUCAGUCAAGUCAAGUCGAAAAUAUUAGAUGCACUCUUUAAAAACACACCGUUUUCGAUGCGACCAUCCAUUCAUGAAGUUGAUUUGGAAUGGCGGCAUGGACGAGGUGGUCACUUAACUUUACAAGAUGAGGACUUGACGACAAAAACAGUAGGCUCGUGGAAAAAAUUAAACACUUUGGCUCAUUACGGUGUUAAAGAAAGUGCAGUUAUGUCACUGAUUUCGCGUCAAAAUGAUAGUUUUAAUAAUUGUAAACAACCAUGUCACAAUUGUGAGUUGAUUUACAUUUGUUGUGCUGCUUUAUUUUAUCAAAUUUUUGUUUUAGGUGUGGCUGGUAUGUAUUUUAACAAUUCACAGUCACCGAUUAUUACAACAAAUGGUGAUGUUGAAACUGGAACCAAUCCGAGAAUCUAUCAUUUAGUUAAACCAAUCGACGAUCAUCAAUUUCCUAAUAAUAAAUUGGGCGAAAGGACUCAUAAAGCCAUUCCGGAGAUAUUUUUGACUCGACUUUUAUCAACUAAAGGGACGAUUCAGAAAUUUGUUGAUGAUUUUUUUAUGACUAUAUUAACAGUAAAUGAACAAUUACCUCCAGCUGUUAAAUGGUUAUUUGAUUUGUUGGAUGAAGCAGCAAGAAAGCAUGGGAUUCAAGAUCCUGAAGUUGUUCACGCUUGGAAAUCAAAUAGUCUUCCUCUUAGAUUUUGGGUUAAUUUUAUAAAAAAUCCCGAUUUUAUAUUUGACAUUAAUAAAACGACAACGUUGGACUCGUGUUUAUCGGUUAUUGCACAGACUUUUAUGGACUCAUGUUCAACCACCGAACAUAGAUUAGGCAAAGAUUCACCAUCCAAUAAGUUAUUGUUUGCUAAAGAUAUUCCACGGUAUAGAGAGAUGGUUUCUCAGUUUUAUCAUGACGUUGCAACAUUACCAGUUAUAACCGAUCAAGAAAUGGGUUCAGCUAUGCAACAAUUAUCGGCGCAACAAGCCGACGAAUUUGACACUGUAGCUGCACUCAAAGAGCUUUAUAUAUACGUUACGAAGUAUAGAGAACCGAUAAUUGAAGCUUUGAACAAUGACAUAAACUGCCGUCGUUUACACUUGUCACAAAGGCUGGAUAAUGUUGCUUAUACUCUUGGAGGUGAAGACACUUCAGCUUGCUGACCUCGUCAGUCACCUGAUCCCCUGCUGCCCCAACCCUUGGCGCCCUGAUUCCAUGCGCAUUGUGCAUACACAUGUCAUAUGACAUGAUGACAUGAUGACAUGUGUGGCUGCAUAUGAGCGUGUUAUACUGUGAUAUGGCGCACGAUCAGGUGACUGUGAUUGGAAGCGUACUUACCCUCCAGCGGCUGCUAGUUUCCUUCCUGAGUGCCUCGCUAAGUCGCUACGCUGAUGGGACGUGACAUGGACAAUGUAUACGCGCAGUGGCGCACUUCUAUAGCGCACUUUCGUUCAGUCCGGUUAGCUUAGUUUUAAGUAGAAGUUUAUAGACAUUUAUUCUACAUGUAUCCGACUGAUAUAUGAUAGUGAUUUAAGUUUUAUUAAUCUUAAUUUUUUAGAUAACAGUAUUAAAGUUUGACAUAGUUUAAGUUUGCAAUAAUUGAGUUUAUUGCAUUGGGUGGCAUUGCCUGAUCAUUUCAAUUUACUAUCAGUCGUGUAUAUGGUAAAAUAGUGUUCUGUGCCGGAACUAUAUUUAUGUGGAAUCGUCUUCACGUCCAGUGAUUUGUACGUUACUAUUUUAAUUAUGUUUAAUAUAAAACAGUGCAUACUUGUAUCUUAACUAUUAUAUAUUUUUUUGUACAUACUUCUAUUGUGCAUAUAGAUUAUUAUAUCGGAUUUAUAAAAGUGUUUAUAUUUAAGCAAACAUUCAUUCGUAAUUCAUUUUAUUGUGUUAGAAUACAUUUUUAUCCUAACGACAAUUUUUACAAACAUUUUUUUGAUUGUACAUGUCGUAAUUGCUUAUUUAAAAUGUGACUAUACACAACACACGUGUGCAUCUACGUUUUUGGUUUAAAACGUAGAUAAGAUAUAUAUUUUUAUUCAAAAUCUACUAUUUUCCACAUCACUUAUUGUAGUCAUAUUUUAAAUUUGCCAUUAGAAAUUUUUAUAUUUAAAAUAUUGAUGUUUAAAUUCUCAAAUUUAAUAUACGAAAAAGUUAGAUAAAAAUGUUUGUUAAAUGCAAUUUUAAGGGGACUUACUUUAAUUCAAUUCAAUUCAUUAUUUUAUUAUCGAAUUUUUUACUCGUUUAUUAUUCUUAUGUUUUUGGUAAUGUGAUCGUGAAUUAAAGCUUUUUAUAUAAAGUGUAUUGUUUAGUGAUAUUUUUUUACUCUAUUAAACUUGUAUUCCAAAAAAAAA
Molecule: messenger RNA, 7562 nt
Organism: Tribolium madens (black flour beetle)
Lineage: Eukaryota; Metazoa; Arthropoda; Insecta; Coleoptera; Tenebrionidae
Product: plexin-B
Exons: 15
Coding region: 555-6371 (1938 amino acids)
Biological process (GO): regulation of GTPase activity; regulation of cell shape; regulation of cell migration
Cellular component (GO): semaphorin receptor complex
Molecular function (GO): protein binding; semaphorin receptor activity
Source: RefSeq, a predicted model, not a curated record